GACACUGAAUAAAAAUGUUGAAAAACAAACUUUUAAAUUCCUCAGUUUGGGUUAUCUAGAACAAAAACAUUGUUUUAAAAACUUCUGCACCAGAUUUAUUUAAAAAAAUACCAUUAUAUUCCACACUUCAUAGCCUCAACAAAUGAGACAUAAGGUAAAACUUGAACCUAUGCCAACAAGUCAGCCAAUCAGUCUGCGUUACGUCAUUAACCAGGAAGUCAUGUCUAUUGAACCGGCCGGCUUCUUGAAGUUGCAUCUCUUCUCAUGUUAGCGCUUUCUACGGAACGCACAAGAGAUGUUGCUGCUGGUGCUGUUUGCACUCCUCCUGCUCUUCUGCAACCUGGAUGUGUGGUACUUCCUUCGGGGCGCCCUGGUGUUCAUCGAGACAUGGUUUCAGCCCAGAUUAGAGGAUAUACUCGCAGAGCAAAUCUUUGACGGCAUAGUCCUCACUCACGAUUUAGACUACUUGGGGCACAUGAACAACUCUCGGUAUCUGAGGGAGUGUGACUUUGCUCGCUUCCACCACUACAUGAGAAACGGGCUGUUCUUGACCUCUCGCAAGUUAGGAGCCAAACUGGUCGUAGGUGCCUCUACCAUCCGUUACCGCCGCUCUCUGGCCUUCAGGGAGCUGUUUGAGAUCCGCACCAAAGUGCUUGGCUGGGAUGAGAAGGCCUUUUACUUGGAGCAGCGCUUCGUGUCCAAGAGAGAUGGUUUUGUGUCUGCGGUCAUGCUCUGUAGGCAGAACGUGGUGGGCAGCAGCCCAGAAAGGAUUAUUGAAUUUAUCUGCAAAAAGAAGAUCGAGUGCCCAGAGUUUUCAGAGGAGCUCAAACACUGGAUCAGCUUCAUUUCAGCCAGCAGCCAGGCGCUGAGAGCAGAGAGCGGACUGGAGCAUAAGAGCAAGUGAAGUCACACCGAGACCACCUUGUAUUAUGUGUGUAGACACAUAUCAUAGCAUUGCACAAACGUAUACAUUCUGCAUACCCACAGACAUAAACAAGUGAGUUUUAGCUGACUUCUAGUAUCCCAGAUUUGGGUUAAUCGGUUCUGCUGUGUAUUUUUGUAUGAUGUGAAGUUCUGAAAUAAUGACAGCUACAUCUGAAAACUUGAACUGUAUGAAAAUCGUUCGCUUGAAAAGAAAGUGAACCCGGUACAUAGUUUUACCCUCGCAACCUACAAAGUAGUUGAUGGAUUUUAGAUUUAUUCAUUUUUCCUCAUUUAGGAAAAUAAUCUGUUCAGUUUAGCAUGUGGUUCAAAAGUUAAUCUUUUACUGACACCAGUGCAUGUUUUAAAACAAUCAAAAUAUUUUUCAGGCCUGUUUCUUGUAGUUUAGAUGGAGAGAAAUAACUUUUAUGAAAAACAGAAAACCGUAUACUGUAUGUAUUGAAAUACUUGAAUGCAUAUAAAGAGCAUGAACUGACAGAUGUUUUAUCCCAUGGUGGGUAUUUUGAACAGGUUAAUUCCUGUUAAUCUGAAAGGGAAUACUCUAUAUAUCCUGCACUUUAUUGUUCUUUUAUAGUUUUAAAAAGUCAUUUAAGUGGACAGCCUCUUAAUUGGAUCUGCAUGUGAUUACUGAGAGAAUGUUUUAGUUUUGAUCGGCAGGUAUAAUAAAUGAAGGCUAACAUGAGGUUGCUGGCAACUUUUAAAAAACCUGCAACGCACACUGGAACCUGAACGCUUGAGUGGUCUUAUUGACAACAAUUUGAGAUGUGUUACCCGUUCAUCCAUGUAUCAGAGCUUUUUGUUGUGACCAAAGUAAUGUAUUGCUCUUUGCGAGUAUUAGACUUUUUAAAAAAUGUGUCCUAUCUGUAUAUUUAUUGUCAUUGCUCUCUCUAAAAAAAUAUCCUAACAUAUACUGAAGUUUCACUUUAUGAAUUGUAUUUUUACUUUCCACUUAUCAUUCUUUAAUUUAUUGAAACAGACUUAUUAAACAAUUGUGUUUAAUUAUAUCAUUGCAUUUUAAAUAAAAAAAAACAGCUCUGGAAAUUGUGAA
Austrofundulus limnaeus is the source of this 1990-nucleotide messenger RNA. RefSeq names its product protein THEM6. Lineage: Eukaryota; Metazoa; Chordata; Actinopteri; Cyprinodontiformes; Rivulidae. The coding region runs from base 296 to 904 and encodes 202 amino acids. The transcript has 3 exons. The record is from RefSeq and is a predicted model, not a curated record.